GUGUCCAUUGUGACAGCGUGUGUGCUGAGGGGCGCUGGGGCCCCAACUGCUCCCUUCCCUGCUACUGUAAAAACGGGGCUUCCUGCUCCCCUGAUGACGGCAUCUGUGAGUGUGCGCCAGGGUUCCGAGGUACCACUUGUCAGAGAAUCUGCUCACCCGGUUUUUAUGGGCAUCGCUGCAGCCAGACGUGCCCGCAGUGUGUGCACAGCAGUGGGCCCUGCCACCACAUCACAGGCCUGUGUGACUGCUUGCCUGGCUUCACAGGCGCCCUCUGCAAUGAAGUGUGUCCCAGUGGCAGAUUUGGGAAAAACUGUGCAGGAAUUUGUACCUGUACCAACAAUGGAACCUGUAACCCCAUUGACAGAUCUUGUCAGUGUUACCCAGGGUGGAUCGGCAGUGACUGCUCUCAACCUUGCCCCCCCGCGCACUGGGGCCCGAACUGCAUCCACACAUGCAACUGCCACAACGGGGCCUUCUGCAGCGCCUACGACGGGGAAUGCAAGUGCACUCCAGGCUGGACCGGGCUCUACUGCACGCAGAGAUGUCCCCUGGGCUUCUACGGAAAGGACUGCGCGUUGGUGUGCGAGUGUCAGAACGGAGCCGACUGCGACCACAUCUCCGGGCAGUGUACCUGCCGCACGGGCUUCAUGGGGAAGCGCUGCGAGCAGAAGUGCCCUGCAGGAACGUAUGGCUAUGGCUGUCGCCAGAUAUGUGACUGUCUGAACAACUCUACCUGUGACCACAUCACCGGGACCUGUUACUGCAGCCCAGGAUGGAAGGGGGCACGAUGUGAUCAAGCUGGUGUUAUCAUAGUGGGGAAUCUGAACAGCCUAAGCAGGACCAGCACGGCUCUCCCCGCUGAUUCCUACCAGAUCGGGGCCAUUGCGGGCAUCAUCAUUCUUGUCCUAGUUGUUCUGUUCCUCCUGGCGUUGUUCAUUAUUUAUAGACACAAGCAGAAGGGGAAGGAAUCGAGCAUGCCAGCAGUUACCUACACCCCCGCCAUGAGGGUCAUGAAUGCAGACUAUGCCAUUUCAGAAACCCUUCCUCACGGCAGCGGUGGAAAUGCUAACAGCCAUUACUUCACCAAUCCCAGUUACCACACGCUCACGCAGUGUGCCGCAUCCCCUCACGUCAACAACAGGGACAGGAUCACCAAGUCAAAAAAUAAUCAGCUGUUUGUGAAUCUGAAAAAUGUGAAUCCUGGGAAGAGAGGCCCUGUGGUAGAUUACACGGGCACGCUGCCUGCGGACUGGAAACACGGCGGCUACCUCAACGAGCUCGGCGCUUUUGGACUCAACAGAAGUUAUAUGGGAAAAUCCUUGAAAGACCUGGGAAAGCAUUCUGAAUAUAAUUCAAGUAACUGCUCCCUAAGCAGUUCUGAAAACCCAUACGCCACUAUUAAAGACCCACCUGUCCUUAUUCCCAAACACUCAGAGUGUGGUUAUGUGGAGAUGAAGUCACCAGCACGGAGAGAUUCCCCAUAUGCAGAGAUCAAUAACUCAGCCUCUGCCAACAAGAAUGUCUAUGAAGUUGAACCUACAGUGAGUGUUGUCCAAGGAAUAUUCAGCAAUAAUGGGCAUCGCACCCAGGAUCCAUAUGACCUCCCAAAGAACAGUCACAUCCCUUGCCAUUAUGACCUGUUGCCAGUCCGAGACAGUUCAUCGUCCCCCAAGCAAGAGGAUGGUGGCAGCAGCAGCAGCAGCAGCAGUGAAUGACACCAAAGACCACUGGGUAGCCACUGGACCCCUCCCCAGAACUGCAGUUCGGUUCUUCUCCAUCCUCAAGUUUGCCACCCUAUGUGAAUGUUAAUCUACUUCAUAGGCAGUUGUUGGACAUGAACCAGAAAGCUCAAAGCUGAGGCUAACUGACCAUAGGUCCUUCUUAUACAGGUGGCUCAGAAGGAGAUAUCAAUGUGAUUUCCCAUUUUUGUUAGUAUUAGAUCUGCAUCCAUGAAGCAUGCCUUACUGUAAAGUCUUGGCUAAAAGCAUGACCGUGCAGGACUCUUUCAGAGACACGGGUUGCAGCGGAUGUUGGUGAUGUUGCUUGAAAAAUUAAAACUUAAAUAUUUUCUUUCUCAUUUGCAUCAUAGAGUUAUACCUAGGAUUGUGCAUUUUACCAUGAAAUUUACUUCAUUGAAGUGUCACAUGCUCAAUACAUAGAAGAAAAGAGCCAUCUCAUUGAGUCCUUAUUGUUCAGCUUUUUUCAGCGGGACUCAUUAUAGUAAGGACAACAGGAACCCAGCAGGAAACAUUCUGUCAAGUGACAUUACUGGACAGACUCCGAAUAAACUCUAGAGGUGCAGAGCAAAUUUACAUAUGAAAACUUUAGACUUUUUUUGUAGGAUGAGGAAAUGUACAUUUAGAAUUACUUUAGAAAAGAAAUAGAAUUACUGCAGCAAUGAAUACACAGAUGUGCCAGACAGAGAUGCUUCUCUGUUUCUCGGCCCAUUUUAGAUCCAUGACGUUAUUCUGAUCACUGUCCCAAUCAUACACAUUCACCACUUGAGAUCCAUAACAUAUCAAUAAUUAUUUCAUACAUACAGAAAUGAAAUAAUUUUAUUUUUGACAGAUUGGAUUGAAUGAGUGUCUAAUGAAUGGAAAAGGUUGUAAAUGUUAGGUGUAAGAUGAUGCUUAAGUUUUGUAAGCCAUUAGUAAUACAUGCUGUAAUAUAGAAUUAGCAGAAAAUUUUGAUUAAUUUUUCCCUAGAAGUGACCGAAAUAUUUUUGUGCAUAUUUGAGAAAAGGGCACUUUCCUUUUAUUAAUUGUUGAUUUAGAGAAACUAUGCUUAAGCUGGUCUUUUGCAUUGCUAAUAUGACAUGUACCCCAUUUUUCAUUAAUUUGUAUUUCCAUUUUUAAGUUGUAUAUUCUAUGUUUUGUAGUGUUUGGAUUGUUAAUGAAAAAAAAUAUUAUAUGUUUAUUGUUUCUUGUGUUA
Molecule: messenger RNA, 2931 nt
Organism: Odocoileus virginianus texanus
Lineage: Eukaryota; Metazoa; Chordata; Mammalia; Artiodactyla; Cervidae
Source: RefSeq, a predicted model, not a curated record